Molecule: messenger RNA, 615 nt
Organism: Triticum aestivum (bread wheat)
Lineage: Eukaryota; Viridiplantae; Streptophyta; Magnoliopsida; Poales; Poaceae
Product: protein LURP-one-related 11-like
Exons: 1
Coding region: 13-615 (200 amino acids)
Source: RefSeq, a predicted model, not a curated record
UCUCUCUGGUCAAUGGCCAAGAUCCAGCCUCUCGCUGCCGCCGCCUCGCUGUGUUCCUCCGAUGAUCACCGGAGGCAGCAGGGCAGGCAGCUGGCGUACACGGUGUGGAUGAAGUCGCUCGUGUUCAACGGCAACGGCUGCACGGUGUACGACCCCGACGGCGCCGUCGCCUUCCGCGUCGACAACUACGGCUGCAGGGGCGGCCGCGAGGUCUUCUUCAUGGACCGUCAGGGGAACGCACUCAUCAGGAUCAGACGCAAGGGCUUCGGCAUGUUCAGAAGGUGGGAGGUCUGUCGCUGCGCCCACAACGGCGGCCAGGAAGAGGAGGCCACGCCGUGGUUCAGCGUGCGGCGGGCCGAGAAGGGCGGGGCCACCAUGGCCAUGCACGGCGGCGCCGGGACGUGCUACACGAUCGACGGGUGCUCUGCCCGCAAGUCGGAGUACAGAGUACGUGGCGUGGAUGGCGCGGUGGUGGCGGAGGUCGCACGGAAGCAGACGGCGGCGGGGGUGGUGCUCGGGGAGGACGUGCUGACGCUGAAGGUGGCGCCGGAGGUGGAUCACCUGCUCUUCCUGGGUUUGGUCGUCGUGCGUGGCCUCAUCAACCGCUCCUUGUGA